Porites evermanni is the source of this 1668-nucleotide messenger RNA. The record is from the annotation of a GenBank genome assembly. Lineage: Eukaryota; Metazoa; Cnidaria; Anthozoa; Scleractinia; Poritidae.
AUGGAUUGCAACAACCUUACUGACCUCUUGGAAGAAGUACAUUCUCAAGUAGACAUGCUGCAAAAGGCAGUUGCCCAAGUUAGUCAAGUUAAGGCAAGUUUAAAAACAACAGCCUCUGAAGUGAAGUCUCAGAUUCGCGACAGUGUCAGCCGUCAUCUAGAAGCCUUACGGAACAGAGAAACCUGGUUGCUGGGGCAAGUGGAAGUGGUACAGCAUAUCAAAGAGGAUGUGUUGCGACAACAGCAAGCUGAACUCAACAAGGCUCUUGGCAGACUGCAGUCCACUUGUUCCUUGCUUGAGCAAAGUAGUAAAGCUCUUGACACAGACAGCUUGGAGUGUCGUGUCAGAGAAAGCUUAGAAUCUGUUGGCCAGCUGAGCCUGAUACCUGAGGAAUCCAGUGCCAUCAACUUUGUGGCUCGGAAUUUUGAGCUCCAAGACUCCAUUCACAAAUAUGGUGUGGUCAUCUCUGAUCAUCCUUUUGCUGAUAAGCAGAUGGUGUCUUCUUGUGAAAGGCUUCAGUUAAGCUCUGGGAAGAAACUAGCAUUCUUUACCCCAUCUGGUUCUUGUGAGGACUGGCUUAUGAAGACAAACGCUGGUAGUGCUUGUCAGGACAUCCCAAAGUCCCAUGCUGUGAUGACCAACAUCCAGGACUGGCUGCAGCCUAAAGAAGCUUUGGUUGUCUCUACCACAGAGAGCUCUGUCAUUUCUAUGCCUCAGCAGAAUGUAGAGAACUGGUUAGCCAAAUGUCAGUCCCAGGAUGCUGUAAAAGAUAUAGAGGACAUCGCAGAAAAUCCAGGAAAAGCUUUUGCUGUUGCAGAGAACAAAGCCACUGAAAUCCACAACUGGCUUCUGAAGACUCAAGAGACCAACUUAGCUGCUUCCCUGCCCCCUGCUAACUUGUUUGACUACUACAGAGUUGUUAGAUUGUCAGAGUCAAGCAAGUGGUUAAAGAGCAAUGCCGGAAGUGCUAAAGGCAAACUUUCUACCAGUCUCAUUGGUGACACCUACAGCAAGAUUGCUGCUUCAAGUCCUGAUAAAUGGCUCAUGCAGAGGAAAUUACCAAUUGCUUCCAGCUCUGCACUGGUCAGAAGCAUGAGCUCUCAGUCAUGUUCAGAGUGUUCCUGUGGUUUGUCUUCAGUGUGCUGUGAUGCCGAUGCUCAAGAAAAAUCUGGCAAUUUUGAUGAUACGUCAAGUGAGUUUUCUGAUUGGUUGGCAGUGAAGAGAGUUGGCACUAGCAGAAGUUCAUCCCCUGAGAGAGUAUCAACUGAAGUUGCUGGCAAUGAUACAUGGCUGAUGAAACAACAUGGUGAGAUCAGCCAACAUGGAACCAUGGAUGUUACUGGCAUUAAGAAUUACAGAGAGAAUCUCGCCGCACAACCCAACGAGCACUGGUUGAAGCAUGAAGGCAGUUCCUUGCUUCCUGACAACAAUAAAGAUAGUGAGGGAAUAACAAGUGGCAUGAAGACUUACAUUGACUCUCUUCCUGUUGAUUACAACCAGUGGUUGUUAACUCCACGCGAGGAUGAUGGCCUUUGCAAGUGGCUCGCUCGCAGAUCAUCUGAGAAGUGUAAAGAGUGCCCAAGAAUGUGUUCCAAUGGCCUCUUUAAGAUCUUUGGAGAAGUAUCCAGUUCUAAAGAUGGCUGGCUUAUGUCUCAAGAACUGUACUAA